This is a messenger RNA of Durio zibethinus, 3717 nucleotides long. Its product is annotated as protein DETOXIFICATION 56-like. The record is from RefSeq and is a predicted model, not a curated record. Gene Ontology annotation, cellular component: membrane. Gene Ontology annotation, molecular function: xenobiotic transmembrane transporter activity; antiporter activity. Gene Ontology annotation, biological process: xenobiotic detoxification by transmembrane export across the plasma membrane. Lineage: Eukaryota; Viridiplantae; Streptophyta; Magnoliopsida; Malvales; Malvaceae.
UUUUCUUUUCUUUUCUAUAUAUCAGAAAAUGAAAGUGAAGAAAAACUAGGUGCCUCUUCCUUUUAGGAAAGGAUACCCUUUUUUUUGAAUGUUGGGAUGUGGUGCAUGGUUCUUUGAAAUCCAUUGAUAAAUAAUUUACUAAGUUGCAGUCUUACCCCUUCCACUUCCACUAUGAUAAGAUACAGUAAUUGGCUUGUUUAUCUCAACAAGUCCUGUGUUUUUCCUUCCCUCUCAGGCUAACAUAAUGAGUUAGUGAACAAAGCAUUUCUUAAUUUCCACUAUAACAUUCCUUCUUGCUAUGAUUAAUUCCUUUCGGUUAUGGCACUACAUUCCUAAUAAGAAAGUUGCACAUAGAAUACUACUGAUUCCAUUGGACAUAUAUUAAUUCCUCCGUUUCAAAGGUAGAUUACAUCUAUAGCCUACUGAUUCCAUUGGACAUAUACUAAUUCCUCCGUUUCAAAGGUAGAUUACAUCUAUAGCCUUUUCUUUGUUCAAUCUAGCAGUAUCACUUGCAUAAAGCAUUAUUCAAUCUAGAAUCUAAUUGAUCUCCAUCCCAAAUUCACAGCUAAUUUUAUUCACACGAUCUUGAGUAGAUGCGCACUAGAGCUUGAUUCUUCAAGCUCAUAUUCUCCUGCCUAAUUGCAGGAGUUGUAAGCUCUAUCACAUCUCUCUCUCUCUCUCUCUCUUCUCUCCAUCUCCAUUAGAAAUUGUACAUGGAGAUGUACUCAAUCAUGGAGAGGUUGAGACGUCGGAAACGCACAAAAACCAACCAGGAAUUAAGGCAGAGAUAUUCAUGCUUUAUGAAUUGGGAACAAGUGGAAAGCAAAGUGCUCUUGAUAAAGAAGAAAAGGACUGAAUGACGAUAGAUACACGAGUGAGUGCUGAGUGCCUCUGUCCUUUUGAAGAAAACAAAGCAGAGUGUUUAGAUGUCUUUAAUGGCUUCCCUCUGAUAGUGUGUUUUUUUCCAUUUGGCAGGACAAGAUUGAUGACCAUAAUUGCUGUCUUUUCUCUUUCCAAAGAACCUUUUUUCUCCAAAGAGAAACCGUCAAAUAACAAGUUUGAUUGCCUAUUUAUAUUUACAAAAAGGAUGGAAAAGGAAAAAAAAGAACCACUUUAGCACCCGUAUCAUUGCUAUCCAAAUUUAAUUCCUAUCUCAUAACACAGGCAUAUGUUACAAAGAGUUAAUUUUACUACAACUUUGUUGUCUUUGGCCUUUGAAUGUACCAUGUAAACUGACAAAAUGAGAAAUGAUAAGAAUAUAGAAUAAACUAUUAGUGACUUCAGAAAAUGAAAGAAAAAGCUUAGAUAUGGUGGCCCAGCUAGCCCCUUUUGAUACCUUGCAGCAUAUAAUCUGAGCAAACCCAUUCAUCCUCAAAGGCCAAGCAGCUAGCGGGACCACAGCAUUUUUGCUCACACCUUAAAUAUAUUACUCUUCAAAUUAUUUUACCCUUUCCUUUGAAAGAUAUGAUGAAAUAUAAUUUCAAUGUUAAAUGAAACCAGAUCAGAACAUAUUGUUGUUUUUCUCUUGUAUGUGAUAAUAUUCUUGACUAAAUCUUUUUCACUUCAUUGAUUUAGCACCGAUUCUCCUAAUCUGUAUGGGAAGAUAUCGUCUUCAGGAUUAGAUCCUUGGAUAUAAAAGCAUUCAAAUACUUUGACUAGAGUCUAGAUAAUGAGCACUUCCUUCUCACAUGGCGAUGAUUUUUCGACUACCCUUCUGUCACAGUUAUAAUCGUCCUUUAAGAACAAAAUGAAGCAUGAAAAGCAUCUGGCUAAAGGAUAUUUUAGCUACUCUAAAGCAAUGAAUCAGGUGGGGAGAAAGGUUGUCGGAAUUUCAAAGUUCCAAGGCAGCCUUGGUAAAACUAGUGCAAAAGUAAAUAUUCUUGGGAAGAAAAAACCAGUGAAUAUGAAACGAAUAUCUCACGAGAUUUGAAGAGGAUUCGUAAGCAUGAAUUUGCCCUUAGCAUUUUCAUCACGCACUAUAAAUCCACCACCCAAAUCUCUCUUCAUUCAUUGGCCGUUACAAUAAAAAGCCACCACAUUUGCACCUUCAGAAACUAACAUCCUCACGAAACUCAUGCACCAGCAGAAAGCAAUCAAUCUUAUCUAAAGAAACCCUGAUUUCCCAUCUCUCUCCUGAUAAAUAUAUAUAUAUAUAUAUAUAUGGAUUUUGGAACAAGCCCACCAAUCUGCUUUGCUCAAGAAAUAAUGCCUGCAACCUUAAGUUUAGAAGAGAACCCAACUGAAAAAACAUCUCAGUCACAUUCACUUUCAAAUCCCACCCAGAAAUGGCCAGCCAACCUCAUGCAAAUAAUGCUUUCAGAGCUAAAAACACAGAGAGGAAUAGCAGUUCCUUUGGUUGCGAUGAACUUAACCUGGUUUGCAAAGAUAGCGGUAACUACAGCUUUUCUAGGCAGGCUUGGAGAGCUCCAAUUAGCCGGUGGCACACUUGGAUUCACCUUUGCUAAUGUCACUGGUUUCUCCGUCCUGAACGGACUUUGUGGUGCCAUGGAACCUAUUUGUGGUCAGGCCUUUGGAGCUAAAAACUUUAGGCUCCUCCACAGGACGCUUCUGAUGGCCAUAUUCUUGUUACUGUUAACUACACUGCCCAUUUCUUUCCUUUGGCUUAAUGUUGACAAAAUUCUAAUCCAUUUUGGCCAAAAAGAAGACAUUUCAGCUGUUGCAAAGAUAUAUAUUCUCUAUCUUCUCCCUGAUUUGGUUGUCACUUCAUUGCUAUGCCCUCUCAAAGCCUAUUUGAGCUCUCAAAGCAAAACUAUUCCCAUUAUGUUAAGCUCAGCUCUUGCGCUUGCUUUUCACAUCCCCAUCAACAUGUUUCUAGCAAAAGCCAAGGGUCUUGAGGGAGUUUCAAUGGCUAUCUGGAUAAGUGAUCUCAUAGCUGCAAUCCUUCUAGCCUUAUAUGUACUGGUGGUAGAAAAUAGAAAGGGAGGAAAGUGGAAGGAAGGAGGAUGGUGGGAUCAAGGUGUCCAAGACUGGCUUAGACUGCUCAAGCUUAGCGGACCAUGUUGUCUUACCACCUGCCUUGAAUGGUGGUGCUAUGAGAUUUUGGUCUUGCUUACGGGAAGGUUACCAAAUGCCAAGCAGGCAGUGGGAGUGAUAGCUAUCGUGCUAAACUUCGACUACUUGCUCUACUCUGUGAUGUUGUCACUAGCCACAUGUGCAUCCACUCGCGUCUCUAAUGAGCUUGGCGCAAACCAGCCCGUCUCUGCAUCCAAAUCAGCAUACGUAUCACUGGCAGUGAGCGUAAUUUCAGGUUGCACUAGUGCCAUGGUAAUGGUAGGAGCGAGAGGUAUUUGGGGCCCCCUGUUUAGCCACGAUAGAGGAAUCAUAACAGAAGUAAAAAAGAUUCUGUUGCUAAUGGCAGUGGUUGAAGUUGUAAAUUUCCCCUUAGCUGUUUGUGGAGGAAUUGUCCGUGGAACAGCUAGGCCAUGGUUGGCAAUGUAUGCUAAUCUUGGGGGGUUUUACCUCUUAGCUUUACCGUUGGGUGUUGUUUUAGCCUUCAAGGCUGCACUUGGACUACAAGGAUUGUUGCUAGGAUUUUUAGUUGGGAUGGUAACAUGUUUGGCAUUGUUGUUGAUGAUGGUUGUGGGAAUAAAGUGGCAUGAAGAAGCUGCGAAGGCAGAAAUACUUGCCUCUGACGUAGCAGUUGUUCAAGAUGGAAAUCUGAAGACAGUGGAUCCAGUAAACGACACUGAAGUAUGA